AUGCAGGGAAAGGUUGUGGUGAUACUCCGAACGAGCAGUGUCGCCCGGGCCCCUGUCUACAAACAUCUCCGGGAAAAAGGUAUUAUUUUUGUUCUCAUUCACCCUGUACAGCCGGAAGCUGCGUUCGACGGUGUCUUUCACUAUCAUCUGAUACACGACACACAUGAUGUAGACGCACUUGAGCCCGUGCUUGGGCAUUUUCUCACGCUGCAUGGACUGUCGCCGGACGCCGUUGUAUCGUUUGAUGAGUACGCUGUCUACCCUGCAGCUGUGUUGGCGCAGCGCUUGGGGUUUCGCCCCAUCCCACUGCCGCCAGAGAAGUUGCAGAGAACGUGCAUCAAGUCCCUCCUGCGCGAGGACUGCGCGGGUGAAGGCAUCGCGUCUCUGGUGGCGGGGGUCUUGACUCGCCCCCCACCUGGAGAAGCCGACUUGCUAGCGCAUGUUCAGCGUGUACUAGGGGUGACGGGGAUAAAGUUUCCCCUUGUGUUAAAGCCCUCUCCUGGAGCGGGGAGCCUCCUUGCAAAACUCUGUUUCAGUGUGGAGGAGGUGCGGGAUCAUGCGCUGGUGAUGUGGGACGUUCUCGCCUCGCAUAGUGCCAGAAGGCACUUUGAAGCUGUUUGUGGCCCGACAGUGGGGAAGGAGGGGGUGGAGAUACUCUUCGAGGAGUACAUUAGUGGCCAGGAGGUUGAUUUGAACUGCUGUAUAGAAAACGGCAAAGUUGUGUUCUGCUCCAUCGACGAUAACUUCGAGGUGCGGCCGCCGUACUUUGUUGAGACCGGUGGGCUGUGUCCCACGGCCUUGCAACCCCACGAGCAAAAUGAAUUGCGUAAGCUGCUGGAUAGAUACGUGGCAUUCCACGGCAAAGACCUGCAUGGGGUACUGCACUUUGAGGCGAAGUACGACUUUGAGCGACGCCAGGCGUAUAUAAUUGAGGUGAAUUGCCGACAUGGGAGCGCGGAGACAGACACCAUGAUACGAACCUGCUAUCGUGGUCUGCAACUUGGGGAAUCCCUCGUGCGAUGCGCUCUGGGGCUUUCUGUGACCGAGCAACUUCUCUCCCACUACCCGGAGAGGCUAAUGGAGGUGAGCGGCGGUGAUGGCUACUUCCCAGCUAGUUGCUACUGUGCCUCCGUGAACAUAUACCCUUGCGCUGAGGGGGUCUUGGUGCGGGCGGAAGCGCCAACAUCUGAAAAGGCACUUGUGGAGUACAGCGUGUCAGCUGUCCCAGGGGAGUUGGUGGCACCUCCGCCAAAGAGUUUUUGCCUUCUUGCUUGGAUGGUGGCCCAAGGCGCUACGGCGGAGGAAGCAAAGAGCGCCAUUACACAUCUCACAGAAAACUUUGUGCAAGAAAUAUCGGUGGCCCAUUGA
This is a messenger RNA of Trypanosoma rangeli, 1368 nucleotides long. Its product is annotated as biotin carboxylase. The transcript has a single exon. Gene Ontology annotation, molecular function: metal ion binding; ATP binding. Bases 1 to 1368 code for a protein of 455 amino acids. Lineage: Eukaryota; Euglenozoa; Kinetoplastea; Trypanosomatida; Trypanosomatidae. The record is from RefSeq and is a predicted model, not a curated record.